Molecule: messenger RNA, 1439 nt
Organism: Corylus avellana
Lineage: Eukaryota; Viridiplantae; Streptophyta; Magnoliopsida; Fagales; Betulaceae
Product: 1-aminocyclopropane-1-carboxylate oxidase homolog 4
Source: RefSeq, a predicted model, not a curated record
AUUCUUAAAAUGUACUCAAAUAUAAAGACUAAAUUUUGAUAUUUUCCAUAUAUAUAUAUAUAUAUAACAAAACCAGGCGCUUACAAGUUACAACCAAACCAAGCAUUUGACGCAUCCCAGAUUUUCUGAAACUCAAAUCGCUAAAGAAACAUGGCAGCCAUUGAUGCAGCCUCCAGCUACGACCGCAAGAAGGAGAUCACGGAGUUCGACGAGUCCAAGAUUGGCGUGAAGGGCCUCUCCGAUUCCGGCAUCACUUCCAUACCCCGGUUUUUCGUCCACCCUCCUGAAACCCUUUCCGACCUCAAAUCUUCCUCCACAUGCGCGAGCAUUCCCGUCAUCGACCUCUCCGGCGUCAACUCUGCCGCUCACCGCCCCAAAAUCGUCGAACAAGUGAAAGAGGCGGCCGCAACAUGGGGCUUCUUCCAGGUGAUCAACCAUGGCGCUCCCGUGCAAGCAAUGGAGGAGACCAUCAACGGCAUCAAAGCUUUUCACGAGCAACCCCACGAGGUGAAAAGCAAGUACUACAAGCGAAGCGAAGGGCAGGAGGUGUUGUACACGAGCAACAACGACUUGUACAGAGCCAACGCAGCUGCGUGGCACGACUAUUUGCAGGUAUGGAUGGCUCCAACGCCACCGAAAGUGGAGGAUAUACCGGAGGUUUGUAGGAAGGAGGCGGUAGCAUGGGCUAAGCGUGCAACCGAGGUGGCAGAGACUUUGAUGGAGUUGCUGUCUCAAGGGUUGGGGUUGGAGGCUGGGAAGUUGAAGGAGUUGAAGUUUGCGGAUGGGAGGCUCUUUGUGGGUAUUUGUUAUCCGUACUGUCCUCAGCCAGAUCUGACGGUGGGGAUUACACCGCAUACUGAUCUAGGUGUGGUGACGGUUCUGAUGCAAAACCACGUGCCUGGGUUGCAAGUGAAGCAUGGGGACGAGUGGGUGAACGUUGAUCCUGUGCAUGGAGGUUUGAUUAUUAACGUUGGAGACUUUCUUCAGAUAAUCUCUAAUGGAGAGUACAAAAGUGUACAGCAUCGUGUGCUGGCUAAUUCCUAUAAAGAAGCACGAAUCUCAGUUGUCAUGUUUUUCAACGUAAGCCCAGGGAAUGAUAAUUGCUGCUAUGGACCUUUGCCGGAGUUGUUGUCACCGGAAAAGCCAGCUAUCUAUCGGAACUUCACCGUAAAGGAAUAUGGUGAGAAUUUUUAUAGCAAAGGGUUGGAUAGUAAGAGUAUGAUCGAGAAAGUUAAAAUGCAAAACUAGCACAUAUAUGUGUUUCAUAUAUAUAUAUAUAUAUAUAUAUAUAUAUAUCAAGGCGUUUUGUAUAAUAUAUACCAUGGCAUUUUGUAUAAUAAAAGGGAUCCCUCGAUCCCUACUUAAUUAAUAAGCAUUAUUAUCAUGCUUAUUAGUAUAUUGAACUUAUGGAAGCACCCUCUGGGCUAUCUUUUUAUUUA